Messenger RNA from Penicillium atrosanguineum, 2988 nucleotides. RefSeq lists its product as uncharacterized. The coding region runs from base 1 to 2988 and encodes 995 amino acids. The transcript has 7 exons. Gene Ontology annotation, biological process: establishment of cell polarity; regulation of protein secretion; regulation of exocytosis. Gene Ontology annotation, molecular function: GTPase activator activity; syntaxin binding; myosin II binding. The record is from RefSeq and is a predicted model, not a curated record. NCBI's taxonomy places the organism in Eukaryota, Fungi, Ascomycota, Eurotiomycetes, Eurotiales, Aspergillaceae. Gene Ontology annotation, cellular component: cytoplasm; plasma membrane.
AUGGCUCAGUUCCUGAGAGGGAAACAGGCCGGCAUCCAGAGGGAUUUGUCCGAGGGUCUGUCCCCGGAGCUUUUCCAGCUUGACGACUUCGAGCGCUGUGGUGUAAACUCGCAGAUUAGCGUUAUCGCAUACGAUCCAAUUCAGUCCCUCCUAGCCGUCGGCACCAGUGAUACCCAAUUCGGCAGUGGCCAAAUCUAUGUCUUUGGACAGCGGCGCGUCUUAGUCGUCUUUGAAUUCCCGCGCAAGGCCUCGGCCAAGUUCCUGCAGUUCUGCGCCGAUAAGCUCAUCAGUGUCGAUUCGAGGAAUGAAAUCUGCAUAUUCUCCCUUGCUGCCAGAUCUUUGAUCACCUCGUACGCCCCUCCCGGUCAGGCCACUGCACUUGCGACAGACCCGAGUCUGGACUAUGCCUUUAUCGGCCUUUCGAAUGGCGAGGUUGUUGCAUAUGAUCUCGAUCGAGAGUGUCUGACACCUUUCAAGAUCCCGAACCUUUGGCUGGAGAAGAACCCGCGCGCACGCCUGUUUCCGGUUGUAUCACUUGCCUUCUCGACACGAGAUAUCGGCAAGGUCCUAAUUGGAUAUCCGGAGGGAGCCGUGACUUUUUCAUUCAAACAAAAUGUCGCGCAAAAGUACUUUGUCUAUGAGGUUCCUCCCGGCGCCCCAGGUGGUGAUCCCGAGAUGCCCUCCAACCUUGUGCGCCGCCCCAGACUGAUCGAUGCAGUCUGGCAUCCCAACGGAACAUUUGUACUGACCGUCCACGAUGACACCAGUCUCGUUCUCUGGGAUACCAAGGACGGCCGCAAGCUUCAUGCCAGGACAAUUCAGGCUACAAAUAUUGACCAGCCGGGCAUGACCCGUUCUGACCCUGCUGCUGAGGAAUUCUCUGGGCCCAAGGAGCCCAUUACCAAGGUUACAUGGUGUGCUAAGGAAAGCGCCGAUGAUACCGGUCUCUUGGUUGCCGGUGGAAGAUACGUAGGAGACCCGAAUAAGGGCCUUACUUUCCUCGAUAUGGGCCCGACUCCCAAUUAUCAGACCUCGUCGUGGCAAAUUCUCUCUACCUAUCUUGAGCGAUCUCGCAGGCAUAUGAAUUUGCCUAUUCCUCCGGGAGCCCACGCCAUCACAUACUGUCUCAUCCCACGCGCCGAUCCGUAUUUCGCCGGUGCUCAUGAUCCGAUCGCCAUCCUUGUCGUGCUCUCAUCAGGGGAGUUGGUCACAAUGAGUUUCCCCAGCGGUCAUGCUAUCACACCAACCAACAUGCUCCAUCCAUUCCUGUCUUUCGUUCAUCCAUUCGUGAACAAGGUCACACUUACAUCAGUCGAUCGUGCUGUUUGGCUGGGACUGAGAGAGCGCAGGUUACAAGGACCAAAAUUCGUCUUUGGAGGUGCGGAAGCAAAGAAUCCUCUGAAGCGUUUCGAGAACCGCAAUGUGAUUUCUACUGCCCACGCCGAUGGCACAAUCCGCCUCUGGGAUGCUGGCCAUGACGAUGAAAUCGAGAAUGGAGACGCCGUGCAAGUAGAUCUAGCUCGAGCCAUGGGCCGUGUUCGCAAUAUCGAGGUGACCGAGAUGUCCAUGGGAAGCGGCACGGGUGAAAUGUCUGUUGGUCUCAAGAGUGGCGAAGUGAUAGUUUUCCGAUGGGGCAACAACCCUUCUGCAGGACAGGAAAAUUCUCCUGGUGUCAACCAAGGGGGCGGGAACCUGACACCAAUCGCUCAUCGGACAGACCCUGGUUUGAAGACAGGGAUGCUCCCCCUAACACUUUUAGAUAUGCAACAGGGUGCAGUGACUGCUUUGAGGCACAGCCCGGUGGGCUUCGUCGCGGCUGGCUUCGAAGGAGGUAGCUUGGUGAUCAUUGACCUGCGCGGUCCGGCAGUCAUUCACACUGCGCAUCUGUCGGAGUUUACAAAGGCGCCGAAGCGAAGCAGUUUCUUGAAGAAGACUGGAACGGAGGAUGCUCCACCUGAAUGGCCUACCUUUAUCGAAUUCGGCGUGAUGACAUUAGAUGGUGAAGACUACUCAAGCAUUUGCUGCUUCGUUGGUACAAACAGAGGAAAUGUGGCAACCUUCAAGGUGCUACCCUCCCCAAAUGGUACAUACACCGCCGCUUUGGCUGGGUUCUCAAACGUCGAAGACAAGGUCAUCGCUCUUAUUCCCAUUGACGCAGAGACUGGGGGGCAUGCUCUUGCCACGCCUAGUGUCGUCGGCGGACUGAGAAAUGGCGUGAAGGUCAAUGGAGUAGUGAUUGCAGUCACGCCCUCUGGCUGCAGAAUCUUCAAGCCACCUACAUCGAAGGGUGCACACAAGAAUUGGGACGACUACCUUUGCGACUCAGCCGCAGUUGUGAAAAGUGAAGGCCGUGGCUACAGCUUGAUCGGCUUGUUUGGCGAUGGCAACAUCCGCGCAUUCUCCAUUCCUGGUCUCAGAGACAUUGGCUGCGAAAGAGUCGACCACAUCGCUGAUAUGCGACGACUGCCCGAGGCAUGCAUCACACCAGCGGGAAGUGUGAUGACAUGGGUCGGCCCUUCACAGAUCGGGCUAUUCAAUGUUUGGGGAACCGGUCGCAAACUGGCUGUGUCUCAGGAUCGUCUACACGACCCUGCAAAGGUCCUACCCGCACGUCCCACAAUCACCAACAUCCAGUGGAUCUCCGGUACUCAAUAUGUUUCACCUGCGGAUAUGGAUAUCCUGAUUGGAGGCCCAGACCGCCCGCCAUCCAAGCGCAUGGUCGAGCAAAUGAAAAUGGAGGACCAAGAGCGCCGCAAAGCACUCCGAGAAGGCCGUGCGCCACCACCCGAGUCGGGCAAUGAGGAAACCUACUGGUCUUCCAUGUCCCGUGCAGUCCAGGAACGCACCGAACGGCUGGGGCUGGCCACCGACACUAUGGACCGACUGGAGGAGAACAGCAGUAACUUCGCUAGCGACGUGGGUAAAUACGUACAGAACCAAAAGAGGAAGGCAGUCUUUGGCGCACUGGGGUCAAAAUUCGGGUUCUAG